UUUAAAUGAUUUGGGGGCCGGGGCUGCUGCUCCUGCUGCUGCUGCUGAGGUGUGGGUGCUGCUGCAGCCGGCGCUCCAUCCUCCCUCCCCGGCAGCGCCAUGCGAGCCGGGCCGGCGCUGCUGGCCGUGCUGCUGGGCUGCGCUCUGGCCGCGGAGCCGCGGCUGCAGCGGGGCAUGCCCAAUGUGUGCCCAGUGCUGGAGCUGGCUCUGGUGGGGCACCAGGAGCCCUGCAUUCAGUCCUUCAGUCGGAUGGUCAAGAUGUGGAAGCAAGGCUGCACCAAGAGGAGGUGGUGUGUGAGCUAUGAGAGAAGGUCUGGCUACUACACGGUUUACAAGCAGGUGUACAGGAUGGAGCAGCAGACUGUCUACAAGUGCUGCCCCGGCUGGGCCCAGCAGGACAAUGAACCCGGCUGUCUGCACUUGCUCUGCACUGCUGGCUCUUGCUUCAAUGGAGGGAAGUGCUCUGGAGAAGGGUCCCAGGUGUGCCAGUGUCCUGCAGGAUUCCAGGGGCCUCGCUGCCAGUAUGAUGUCAAUGAGUGCACCACAGACAACGGCGGCUGCCACGACCGCUGCUGCAACACCAUCGGCAGCUACCACUGCAAGUGUCCAGCUGGCCAGAAGCUGGGGGAAGAUAGAAAAUCCUGUGCAGACGUGGAUGAGUGUGAGGUGCUGAACGGGGGCUGCCAGCAGGGCUGUGUCAACACCCAGGGCUCCUUCCAGUGCCAGUGCCAGCCAGGAUUUCGGCUCCACGCCGACGGGCGCACCUGCCUCGCUGUCAAUUCCUGCAGCAUUAACAACGGGGGCUGUGAGCAGGACUGUGUUCAGCUCAGCGAGGACCACUACAGGUGCCAGUGCCAGCCAGGCUACCAGCUGAAGACAGAUGCCAAAUCCUGUGAAGUGAUAGACCCCUGCACAAGUGGGAAUGGAGGAUGCUCACAAAUCUGUCAGAAUGAGAGAGGAAUUGCAAAAUGCGAGUGUCAUCCAGGGCAUUCUCUUGCUGCAGACAAAAAGUCCUGUUUAGACGUGGAUGAGUGUGCUGAGGGCAGGGCCAGGUGUGCCCAUCGCUGUGUGAACACCCCGGGCUCCUUCAGCUGUGUCUGCAGCCCUGGCUUCGAGCUGGGCGCGGAUGGGCGGCGCUGCUACCGCAUCGAGAUGGAAAUCGUGGACAGCUGCCGGGACGGGAACGGCGGCUGCGAGCACGGCUGCGAGCACACGGCAGCGGGACCACGCUGCUCCUGCCACCGUGGCCACCGCCUGGCUGGGGAUGGCAAAACCUGCACAGAUGUGGACGAGUGUGAGACUGGGGAGUCCUGCUGCUCCCAGUUCUGCAUCAACUACGCGGGGGGCUACGAGUGCGCCUGCAAGGCGGGGUUCCAGCUCAGCGCCGACGGCUGCUCCUGCGACGAUGUGGAUGAAUGUCGUCUGGAUAAUGGCAACUGUGACCAUUUCUGUGUGAAUUCCCUGGGUUCCUACGAGUGUGCCUGUAAGGAGGGUUACAGGCUUGGGGACAGCAGAUGGGCCUGCGUGGCCCUAGGUGUGGAGGAGGCGGAUGCAGAGGAGGCAGCAGGGCUGGCUGGUGCCCCGGGGCUGCAGUUCCGAGGGCCCCCCCAGCUGCUCCACUUCGCCCUCGGGGCCCUGGCCGAGGAUGGAGACCCCCGAGGAGAGCUCACCCUGGUGCACAGGGUUGUGUGCCUGGGUGACACGUUUGGCCAGGACUGCAGCCUGAGGUGUGAGGAUUGUCUGCACGGGGGCCGCUGCAACAGCGAGCGCAGCGGCUGCGACUGCCCGCCCGGCCGGGCUGGGCUCCUCUGCAACGAGACCUGUCCCCCCGGGACGUUUGGCAGAGGAUGUGCCGGUGUCUGCAGGUGCCAGAACGGAGGCUGGUGUGACCCUGGCACAGGGCAGUGCCACUGCCCACCCGGAGUGCUGGGCCAGCUCUGCGAGGACGGUUGCCCAAAAGGUUUCUUUGGGAAGAACUGUAACAAGCCAUGCAACUGUGCCAACAAGGGCCACUGCCACAGACUGUAUGGAGCCUGCCUGUGUGACCCCGGGCUCUACGGCCGCUUCUGCCACCUCACCUGUCCCAGGUGGGCCUUCGGCGCGGGCUGCUCGGAGGAGUGUCAGUGUGUGAAGGAGCACACGCUGGAGUGCAGCCCCAGGAAUGGCUCCUGCACCUGCCAGCCUGGGUAUCACGGCAAAAAGUGUCACAAAGAGUGCACUCCAGGGUUUUAUGGGGCUGGUUGCAAACUGAGGUGCAGCUGUCCUCCUGAUGUUCCGUGUGAUCCUGAGACAGGAGCCUGCAAACAUCCAUGUCCAGCUGGGUUUCAUGGAGAAAAAUGCCAUUUGUCUUGUCAGCCUGGCAGCUUCGGGAUGGGCUGCAGGCAGAGGUGCAGCUGUGGAGGAGCCCCAUGUGAUCCGAGGACAGGGCAGUGUGUUUGCCCAGCUGGGAAGACUGGUGCUACCUGUGAGCAAGAUUGCCCAGAUGGCCAGUGGGGACCAGACUGCCAGAACUCCUGCGAGCCCUGCGCCAACGGGGGACAGUGCAACAGGGAAACUGGAGCCUGUGACUGCCCCCCUGGCUACACUGGGCCAUCCUGCUCUGACACCUGCCCCGAUGGGCACUAUGGGCAGGGCUGCCUGUGGCUGUGCAGCUGUGGCAGCAGUGCUCAGUGUCACCACGUCACUGGAGAGUGCUCCUGUCCCCCGGGCUGGACUGGCCACGACUGCAAACACCUGGUCGAUGGGGUCAGGACUGCGCCAACUCCUGCGCCUGCGACGGCGGCGACGGCGGCUGCGACCCCGCCACGGGCACCUGCUCCUGCCAGCCAGGAUUCACCGGGCAGCACUGCCAGCUCACAUUUGGAAUCCACUUCAUCUUGUGGCAGGUGCCCCGAGGGGAGCUUUGGCCCGGGCUGUGAGUCCAGCUGUCAGUGCCAGAACGGAGCUGCCUGCGACCACGUCAGUGGAGCCUGCACCUGCACGGCGGGCUGGACAGGAACCUUCUGUGAAAAAGCAUGUCCAGACGGAUUCUUUGGGAUUGACUGCCACCAGGUGUGCAAGUGCAAGAAUGCUGCUGGCUGUGACCACGUGCUGGGCUCCUGCCACUGCCUGCCAGGCUGGCAGGGGGAGAGCUGCGAGCAGCCCUGCCAGGAGAACAGCUAUGGGCCGGGCUGCAGGAGCACUUGUCACUGUCACAACGGAGCCCUCUGUCACCACGUAACUGGGACGUGCCUCUGUAGCCCAGGCUGGAAAGGAGCCACCUGCCAAGAAGCCUGUCCCCCGGGGUGGCACGGAGCAAACUGCCUGCAGCGCUGCCUCUGCCACGGCCAGGCCACCUGCGACCCUGUGAGCGGCCAGUGCCAGUGUCCCCAGGGCUGGACAGGGACAGCCUGUGAGCUGGAGUGUGGGGAUGGGCAGUUUGGAGAGAGCUGUGAGCAGAACUGCAGCUGUCACCACGGGGUGUGUGACCAGCCCUCAGGGAAGUGCCUCUGCCAUGCUGGCUGGACCGGGGACCGCUGUGAUGUUGGCUGCCCCCCGGGAUUUUUCGGCAAGGGCUGCGAGGAGCGGUGUGACUGCGCCCACGGCUGGUCCUGCCACCCCCAGACCGGAGCCUGUCACUGCCACAGGGGGUGGCGAGGGAGGCACUGUGACAAACCCUGCCUGCCGGGCCGCUACGGCGCGGGGUGCGCGCGGCGGUGCCGCUGCCCCGCGGGAAGGCCCUGCCACCACCUGACGGGCGCCUGCGGAUGUCCCCCGGGAUUCACCGGCCACGGCUGCCACAAGACUUGUCCAGCGGGCACGUAUGGGCAGGACUGUCACGGAGUGUGCCAGUGCUCUGCUGAGAAUCAGGAAUGUCACCCUGUCACUGGCCACUGCUCCUGCAGCCCGGGCUACCGUGGGACCCACUGCCACCUCCGGUGUCCAGAAGGUACUUACGGUUCAAACUGCCAAAAUCCCUGUAAAUGCAUGAAUGGAGGCCACUGUGACCCCGUGUCAGGAACUUGUGAUUGCGCUCCCGGUUUCAUCGGAGCCAACUGCAGCAAAACCUGCCCUGAGAGCUGGUAUGGGAAAGACUGUGCCCAGCUCUGUGCCUGUGGCAGAGGCCAGUGUGACCCACGGACUGGCGAGUGCUCCUGUGCCCCCGGCCACACGGGCCCUGCCUGCCAGCAAGUGUGUCCCCAGGGACAAUAUGGCCCCAACUGCCACCUGAGGUGUACCUGUCAGAAUGGUGGCAUCUGUGACCACGUGGAUGGCAACUGCACCUGCGGGCUCGGCUGGACAGGAAGAUCCUGUGAAGAAGAGUGCCUCCCAGGAAAGUAUGGGGCUGGCUGCUCCCUGGACUGCCUGUGCCAGCACAAUGGCACCUGUGACAGGUUCACAGGGUGCUGCAGGUGCCCCGAGGGUUUCUACGGCCACUCCUGUGAGCACAGGUGCCCCCUGGGAUUUUAUGGGCUGGGCUGUCUUCAGGCCUGUGCCUGUAAAAAUGGAGCAAGCUGUGAUGCAGUGACAGGACAGUGCCUUUGUCCUUUGGGUUAUCAUGGUAUCCACUGUGAAAAAGGCUGUGCCAGGGGCUGGUUUGGUGAGGGGUGCCAGCAUCAGUGUGACUGUGGAGAUGCUCCUUGUGAUCCAGAGAGUGGGAAGUGCCUUUGCCCACCUGGGAAGACUGGAGACAAAUGUGACAUUGGGUGCAGGGCAGACAGGUACGGCCCCGGCUGCUCCCUGCGGUGCCAGUGCUCCGGCAGAUCCCGCUGCAACCCCCACAACGGGAACUGCGCCUGCCCCAGCCCCUGGAUGGGGCCAACCUGCAGAGAAGGUGGCCCUCCAAAGCUUCCUUUUUAUGAAGAACAAGCUCAAGAAAGAGGGAGUAUUUUUCCAAGAGCUCUACAACAGUAACAUUUGGACUAAUAAAUGAACUGUUUUAUAUGCACAGACGGUAUUUGAAUUUGGAUAUGAAAACAGUUAUUCAAUUCAGCUUGAAUUGUACUGAAGUAUUCACACUUCUUAUGGAAGACUACAGAGGCCAUUUAGUAGCUGGAUCCUUUUAAAGAGUUGAAUCUGUUUCAUGUGCUCAUUCCUAGCCUCUUGCCCCUCCAUUAAUCUACUCUGGACAUUCUUUCUGGUAUUAAUAUAAUUCAUUUCUUGAAAGCCUGGACAUGUUUUUAAUCAGACCAGCUCCAAAGAGUAUCAGGAUAAGCAGCAUGUAACACAUCACCAUGGAAUGAGCCACACUCCCUAUCGGGGACUUUCUAAACCCUCUUGACAACCAGCACCAAGUUUGAAGAGUAUUCCACAGAUUAUUUCUCUACAGAUUCAUUGCAAAAUCACAUUGCACAGAAACUAGAGGGAUUCGUCAAGUUAAUUCCUCUUCGAAUGAGAAGCAUGCAGUCUAAUUUUGAACUUGCAGCUGAAGAAGAAUCUGCUACAAUCCCACAAGAGUCCUCAAUACAUUGUUAAUUUAUUAAGAGCAUCUUCUGUAUUUCUGGUGUGGUUUGACUGACUGGAAGGUCUCUGUCUGAAUCUGUCUUCCGAAGAGUGUGGUGACAUCUGCCAGACUCUCCUGGCAUCCUGUGUUCUCACAUCUUACCAGAUGAAUUUCUCAGUGGGUUGUCAAGCCAAACUGUGCAGCACUUCUCAUCAGACAGUAUCUGCUAAUGCAGAAGAGGUUUUAUCUUGAAUGGAGAAAGCAGAUAGUAAGCAAGGAGAAAUGCUUAAAGAUACUGUCUUUGGGGUUUGUGCUUUUAUUGAGCAAUUUGGCUUUUUUAUCAAGUCAUCUCACAACAGUCCUGAUACCACUCAACAGCUGCUGUUGAAUGAAAAACCUCAUAGAGCACAGGCAUUUUGGUGCUAUUUUGUCUGUUUAGACAGGUUUUCUUUGAUGUAGAGCUAUGUCAUUUUAAAGAAAUGUACGUUCUGUAUUUUAAUAUUCUGUUAACCAGAACUAAAAUAUUUCAGAGUGCCUCUUUAUACCUCUCUUUAGGUUAGGAGUUACAAAAUCUGUGUAGUAACCACUUGAUUCUGACUGUUUCCAAAGUGCAUUUAAGAAGGAGCAUCAGAACCAUGGUAGAUCCAGAGUAUGGGCAGUUCCAGCUCUUGUGCUGAUCCUCCAUUCACCACCAGAACAAAGUGCACCUCUGCAAGAGCAGGUUUUUGUUUUGCAAGAGACAAAAUGACAAUAAUUGAUGCUAACUUGGGAUUUUUGAAGAAGUUUGUUGCUGUGGUUGGGUAGGUGAUGAGCUGGUGAAGCAGGAUGCAGGAGGUUGGAUGGGAAGGUGAGGUAACAAUUUUCCUCCACGGUUCACCCCAGGUCUUAAACACAUCUGCAGUCAGUGACUGUCCAGGCCAAAGCAAGAGGCACUUGCUCCCCUGGGAGUUUAUUUCAAAUUGUGAUCUAUGGGAGGCAAUACAGUUUUAAGAGGUGUUUUCCAAGCUCCAUGGAAGUCUUACUGUUGUUAUUCAUCACUUUGUAGGUAUUGAAAGUACAGGUAUUUGUGAAUGUGUCUAAGUUAAUUAACUAACUGUGCUUUCAGCCGGAAAAUCACUGGAGCUGAUGCUGAUCCCUUUUAAUUUCUUCUGUAGAGCUCAAUGAAUGUCACUGGAAAGUUCAUUCAAUGUAAAUGUGGCAAAAUUAUGGUCCCAGAAGCGUGUGACUCUCAGCAAGGCAAUGACAUUUUAAAUGUUCUUUUGGAGGUAUGAUGGCCUGGGUCUGAUCCUACAAUUAUGUGAAUUUGGGGCAGUUUCACUGGCCAGGAACCUGCAAGGUUUUUUUUUCUGAUCUCUAAUCAGAAUUUCUUCAGUUUCAUCUUUGUUCCACUGCUUCUCGUUAUUUCAGUGUGGAUCUCUGAGGAGCCUUUGGCUUCUUCUCCCCCAUGGGGUAGUUGGCUACAGACUUGGUCUUCUCUUCACCCCAUCCACUGGCCACAUUCCAGUACCUCAGACAUUCCAGUUCCUUCCAGCUGCCCAGAGACUGGUGUGGUUACUCAGCAGCAUAAAACCCUUUACACUGCUGUCAGACAGCAGAAUGUAUCAAAUGUACUGUUAUUCUCUUAUUUUUGUAGAUUGAUGUGUGAUUCGAGCAGCUAAUCAAAGGGGAAACCUCUCUCAAGCCAUAUUAUUUACACCCAUGUAUACUUGUUUACAUUUUCCACAGUACCUUGAUAAUAGAAUUGUAAAUAUGUAGUAUAAGGAAAUAAAAGAUUUUUGUAUUACGUGUUUUUAAAGGAUGUCACGAUUUUAGGUACAUGAUGAAACACAUCUUUUAAAUGACUGAUACUGAGCCUGUGCCAAUGAAUUAAGAGGCCCAAGUAGAUCUGCUUUGGGAAAUAUUUCAGCAAACUUUUUUUAUAUCAAAAAAUGCCAGUUCAUACAAACCACUCCAUAUGCAGUAGACUUUUUUAUUCAAAAUGCUUCUUAGCUUCUUUAUGUUAUUACCUUUGGAAAAGAAGUUUACUUCAGUGCCAUCAAACAGACCAUUCUGAUUUGUGGCUCUGCAUGGCUUUUUAUUCCAAAACAAAGUACAGCCAUAUAGAGGUAAAAAUCAGAAUUAAAGAUUUCAAAAGCAUUAAAAGAGGAAUUUUGACUGAGAUACUUGGAAUAUCUUAUAUUGGUUCUUAUUUUUUUUCAUAAGGCAGAGAAAAUGUUUACAGGAUUUUGUUUUCUAGAACAGUCACAACUUUACAUUAUUAACUACUAAUUAAGGAAGUUUCCUUGCUUCUGAUAUUACUGUUCUGAUUCUGCUCCUUACUACAGUUUAACACAUUUACCUAAUUCCUUGCCUACAAAGUAGUCUUUAUUAAUAGACAGGAUGGAAUUUUUUAAUGGAAAACUGACUAAAUCAGCUUUUCCAGAGAUUAAUUUUGUGGCAAGUGAGUGUAAUUGCUAUUAAUUAACACAACUCUGCUUAUUUGCUUCAUCAGAUUCCAGUGAAAGAGUGUCAGGCUGAUCCAGUCCUGAGCACAGCACUGGGGCUUCUUGAAAAUGGAAGUGAAAAAUUCAGUGAAAAUGGGGUUUAUAGUUAAAUUGAUGUCCAUCUUCCUCUUGGUGGAGGCCUUUGCUGGCUCCCCAUUUCCCAGGGGGCUGAAGUUAAUUACAUUUCCUUGAAGAGAGAGCUCUGUGUAUUCCUCUGCAGCACACUUGCACGUGCAGAUAACUCCUUUCAGAAAGACAUUGGAAUUAUUUCAGCCAUGCAGUUCCUGUGCCAAAUCCCCCUCUCUUACCUUGUGAGCUCCAGAUAACUUCAGCUGGAGUGGGAAGGAGUUGAGUGUAACUCAGUGGGCCCAGCAGAACCUCACUCACUGUGAAUUCAUGAAACCAGAACAACAUGUUUUAAGUUAGACUUCACUAACACUAUCCUCAUAGGAAAACAAUCAGAAUUUUAAAAAUUCCCCGCUUCCCCUGCCAAAAAUUAUUAUUCUACUUUUAUCCUUUUUAUGUUGAAGAACCAUAGCUAUUAAAGUUUGCCCAGAUUCCUUGCCAACCAUAUUAUUUUGAUUGGCUGCAGGUUUCUGUUUGUGUAAGUAAUAACCAGCAUAGUGUCAGGAGUUGCCAACGGGACAAACAUGGAAAUAAUACCUUCAUGUCCUUCCCAGAAGAGGCAAAGACACAUUUGGGAGCCAUCGUGGCUUCAUUGUGCAGAUCAAACAGUGACUCUGUUAGAAUUUAGCUUCUUAUCAGAGCAAAGUAAAGCUUAGGAACAAUCUUUGAGAGUGCUGGUGGACUGAGAAGCCUCCAUCCUCCCAUCCUUGUGUUAAUAUUUUUAUAUUUAGGCUAGAAACCUUCUCAGUCCCCAGGUUUUGAAGGACCUUUCCUUCAGGUUGACCUGUGGCUGACUGAGCAGCUCCGUGCAUGGGCUGCAACUGUGCCCAGUAUUUCUUUUGCAAGGUCACAGCUUUAAAUUCUGACACUGUGUAAAGCAAUUUCCAGCAGUAAGCACCAAAUCUCAGCCUUGUAGAGCAUAAAUUGUUUGUUCUGUUCUUUUUAUUGCUUUUAAUAAGCACUUGCAUAGCAAUAUAAUGUCUCUGUGAAUUUGUAAUCCCUCUUCAAGGAAAGUGUGGGAUGUGUCUCGGGUUUGUACUGUACUUUCUGUUGUAGACGUAUUGUAGUGAAAGGAUGCUGAUUUUUUUAUAUAAA
This is a messenger RNA of Passer montanus (Eurasian tree sparrow), 9126 nucleotides long. Its product is annotated as multiple epidermal growth factor-like domains protein 6. NCBI's taxonomy places the organism in Eukaryota, Metazoa, Chordata, Aves, Passeriformes, Passeridae. Gene Ontology annotation, molecular function: protein binding; calcium ion binding. The record is from RefSeq and is a predicted model, not a curated record. Bases 100 to 4893 code for a protein of 1597 amino acids. The transcript is spliced from 39 exons.